This is a messenger RNA of Meleagris gallopavo (turkey), 3342 nucleotides long. Lineage: Eukaryota; Metazoa; Chordata; Aves; Galliformes; Phasianidae. The record is from RefSeq and is a predicted model, not a curated record.
AUUGUGUAUUUUUCAGGAGUUUGCUGUUCGUAGAGGCAGAUGUUACACAGUUUAACUGCUGUCAAAUACAUAGCAUCAUAGAAGGGCUUGGAGUGUAAGGGGACUUAAAGAUUACCUGGUUCCAAUACUCUGCUGUUGGCAGCGCUCCUGCCCACCAGGUGAGGCUGCCUGGGGCCUCAUCCAGCCUGGCCUUGAAUGCCUCUAGGGAUAGGGUACCCACCAGCAAUCUGGCCAACCUGUUCCAGUGCCUUACCACCCUCUGAGUAAAAAAAUCUACUGAAUAUUUGAGGCUCUGAAAGCUUGAGUAUAACUCCUACAGCUACAUUUACAUCAGCUGGUGCCUAAGGAGUUGAUUUUGCAGUCAGGAGUCUUCCAGAUUUUCCAGUAAGCUCAGUACUUGCAAGAUUUGGUCUCAGGAUGGUGAAAAUCACAGUACAGGCCUUUCAGUCUGACACUCAGAAAUGCAGUGUUUUAGUGCUUUGUAACUUGCUUGUUGUCAUGUGCAGAUGCAGUGGGAGGGGAAAUGAAAACUUUAGGUAUUUUAGAAAUAGGACUUAAAUGUAUGGCUAGUGUAAGUCUGUUUUCUGGCUGUGUGUUUACUUUCCAGCUUUCACCUUCUUAACAGGAAUAUGGGAACCUUUCUGUGGGUGAGGUACAGAGAGUGAAUCUGAAGGAAAUGGGGAAAGAAAGACUUGUAACACUCAGCAGUGUUACAGACUUGUACUCUCCAAGCAUUACAGCAUCUUUAUCACAGUAUCUAGCUUUGGGAGGUGCCACACACCUGAGCCCUCUGACAUAGGCUCUUAGGAAGUUAGAGGAAUGACUCCAGCAGUGAAGCUGUGCUUAUUACUGUCUGUGCUUCUCUUUCUCAACACAGGCGCUUUGAUUUCCGUCCAAAAACUGAUCCUUACUGCCAAGCUCGUUACACUUUCUGUCCCACUGGCUCUGCUAUUCCGUUUAUGAAAGAAGAAGAUAUUGUUGAAGUGUAUCGAUUACAGGCUCCAGUAUGGGAAUUUAAAUAUGGGGAUCUACUUGGACAUUUGAAAAUUAUGCAUGAUGCUGUGGGCUUCAAGAGCAGUUUAACUGGCAAAAACUACACAAUGGAGUGGUAUGAGCUCUUCCAGCUUGGGAACUGCACGUUUCCACAUCUCCGGCCUGGAAUGGAUGCACCGUUCUGGUGUAACCAGGGAGCUGCUUGCUUUUAUGAAGGAAUAGAUGAUGCACACUGGAAGGAAAACGGAACUCUGGUUCUCGUGACCAAAAUAUCAGGAACCAUGUUUAAUGAAAUGGCAAAAUGGGUGAAGUACGACAAUGAGACAGGCAUUUACUAUGAGACCUGGACAGUUCAAGCAAGUCCCGAAAAAAAAUCAGUUGUAUGGUUUGACUCUUAUGAAUGCUCUAAAUUCAUACUGAGAACAUAUCAGAAGCUGGCUGACCUGGGAGCUACGUUCAAUAAGAUCCAAACAAACUACACCAGCAUAAUAUUAUUCAGUGGAGAACCUAUUUAUUUGGGAAACGAAACAUCAAUUUUUGGACCUCUAGGAAACAAGACGCUGGCAGCAGCUAUAAGAGACUUCUACUAUCCCUUCAAACCUCACAAGACAGUCAGAGAGUUUUUUGUGGAUCUCUUAAAAAUAAUUGAUCGUGUCAUCUUGAAUCAUCAGUUUUAUCUCUUUUACAACUUGGAAUACUGGUUUUUACCUAUGAAGUUCCCUUAUCUCAAAGUUGUUUAUGAGGAGGUUCCUUUGCCUGUUGGAAACAAAACAUCUUCUGGUGUUUAAUUGCUGACAGCAGAACUAAACUGUGCUUUUGCCAGAAAAUGCCUGAGGAUUUUGGAGCACUCCUCUGACAUGAAACGCUUUUAAUUGAACUUGUUCUGGGCAAGUUUUGCUAGGCCACAGAAAAGAAUCUGUCUUCUUGCAAGUUGAAUAGCAGGGAUCUCUGACUGACAGCUCUGUACAACUACAAACACCAGCUCCUAAGGGCAAGCUGAUGUGGCUCCAGCACAGACCUUACUUACAGAGCUAGAGGCUGAGCAAGAGGCAGCUCCCACACAUGGCAACAGCUGGCACCUGGCUGCCACUGGAUGUGGGACACGAGCUGUACAAGGAUCUUCCGGUGCAACCAAUUCUGCUGUGUGCUGGGGCUGGCUUGAGUGUCUGCUUCCCUCAGUAUGUGCCUUACUGCGUUUGUUUGGUUUCUAUGACUGGAGCCUAUGAGCUGUUACACAUUUCAUGAAGGAGAGGUUUGGUGAGGUGGGAAGAGGCAGCAAGUGUGUUAGAUUGUGUGUGGGGGGUAUCUUGUCACCACUUUGCUUCCUUCACCUGCAUAGUCAGCAAAAUACAGAUGUCUCUUCCCUGAAUUUGAGUGACAGUUUUGUAUCACAGAUAGAAGGCAAAGAGUCUGUUACAAUGCAUCUUUGAAGCCUUGCAGUAGUAGCAGAGUUUGGUUCCUGGCUGGGGCUGGAGUGGCGUGGCAAUUACUUUACUUUUUCAGAAUGCCUGUGUGAGAUGCUUAUAAACAGGAGUACAUCUGUAGCAACACAACCAGUUCCAAGGGAACACUCGUUGCUUUAUUUUUUUUUUUAAGCUGCUUACAGAAUGGGACAUAAUUACUGCACAGUGAUUAAUCAGCAAUAUAGGAAGCAAAAUGCAGUUUCACUAGGCUCAAGGUGAGUGAAUGGCCUGCUGCAGCUCAAGAGGAGAGCACACAAAUACAGUGAUUUGAUUCAAAGCAUAAGAAGGGAGAACCUUGGCAUUCUAUUAAAAGGAACUAAAAGCAAUUUGGUGAAUUAUCAUGUAACAGCAGGAGCAUCAGAGCUAAUGUGAGAACAGUGAGGUCAUGAGCUGUGGUUGACAGGGUAAGUCUGCUAAUCAUAAAAUAGAAUGGCCUGGGUUGAAAAGGGCCUCAAAGAUCAUCUAAUUUAAACCCCCCUGCUUUGGGCAGGGUCACCAACACCAGUGUUGUGUUUUUGUGAUUUUUUUUGUCGGUAUUCCACAUCAGAACAUCAUGUAAAAUAAUGGGUGUUAAAGAGUUAAUGUUUUGAUUCCAUGGACUGCUUUUUUGGGCAUUUUGGGUUCUUGGAGAGGAGGUGACGAGCAGCAUUCCCAGAGGACUUGGCGCGUGGAGGAAGAAAGGUGGAGCUCCUGGCAGGACACCAGCAGCUCUCUCUCAAUGACUCGAGCUCUCUUUGUUUGCUUUCUUUGUUUGGAGAAAAAGCACUUACUUCCCCUGCAGUCUACUAGCAUAAGAAUACACCUCUAUUGCCUCGUAUUUUGGACACUUUUCUGUCUCAGUUUGUUUGAUUCUGUUGGAUUUAGUAAAUUACUGUUCCUCCUCAGA